AUGCUGGAGGAGCCGUUUACCUAUCCAAACUCUGGACAGUACUUCACCAGAUGUGCAGUGGUUAUCAAGCCGUCAGCAGGAAGUUUUCAGAGGUGAAUAAAUUUCUUUUUCAAUUUUGCCACUGAACAUUUUGGUCGAAGUGUUCCAUAUCCCUUUGUUAUUAUAACCGUCAUUUUGGGUGCUUCAGUUACAUAGAUGGUGAUGAUUUGCAUAUUGGUAUUUCGGAUUCCUUCACUGUUGUACAUUCAUUUUGGAAUCAUGGCGUGUUGUCCGAAAGUUGGUACUAAUUCUGUUAUCAAUAAUCAUUGAUGUACAUUUUUAGGCGAUAAUUGGGGAGAUUCCAUAGUUGUUUGCAGGCUACUUCCUUUUUUCUUCAAUAAUUUAGAAUGGUUUGAUAGCUCAUUGAUCUCGUUUUUGCAACUUUACUCAUCCGAGUAUAAUUAUUACGUAAACAGGUAUACCUACUAACCUGAAACGUUCAGCAUUUCAGAACUACGACGAAAUGAAAUGGAACUGCUUCGAUUUCGUUCUGAACUUCCUAAAAUUCAUAAACUUUGGUUGUUACACCAAGGCCCAAUUCGUUCAAAAAUUUUUUUACUCGUUUGAUUGUCGAAUUUAUGUACCGUAAGAUGAAAAGCAGAACUUUCUGUAAUUAUUUGCCAUAGCCAGGAUCCAAUCGAUGCUAUUCAAAGUUGUAAUUUUCUGAUUUUUGUCAUUAUCAGAACAAUAAACAUGCUACGCAACACGUAUUUCAUUUUUGAGCUAGUUAUGUAAAAUCGCUUACAGUGUACUUUUCAUUCAAGCUGUGCAGUUCAUAGUUAUACUUUGUUGUAUCAGAUGGCUGAAUUCUUGGAAGAUUUCGGAUCAAAUGAUGCCAAUAGGAUAGUUGAUCGGAAUGAUUUUCGAACGAAUCAAUUUCAAAUAUUCACCCAUGAGUAUCGAGAUAAAAGCAAUCCGACUUGUUGUGGUAAUAAUUUGGAAUAGCAACAACAAAAACAAGUCAAUCAAUUUUCAGCAGAAAACGGCAAUGACCACUCCAAGUGCGCGAAAGAAGAAGCGAGUGCAAGGAAUUCAAAAAAAGAAAUAGUGAACAUAACUCGAAAACUGCAGAAAGCUCUUAUAACAUUAGAAAUGUUCGUUUCAGGAAAAUAGUUCUCACAUGCUUGGUUUUGAAAAUUGAAAUAAUUUCAGGAUGAACAACUCUGGAGCGGUAGAUAAUGUGCUAGAAGCCAUAAGAUUUAUCAACGGGCAGCUUCGUGAACUCAUCGUUAAAAAUUCAUCGGAAUUCUCAGCAAAAACUAUUCCCUUGCCGGAAUAUGAUGAAAUGGAUAUGAAAUGCUUUCUCGGCGACGAACAGGUUUGAUGAUGCUUCUCAGAGGAUUGAAACAUACACAUGGCUUCACCAUGGAGUUACUUAUUCUGGAGAUCACUUGAAAUCGCCGGCCCACGACAUGUCUGAUUUAUGGUAUCUUUUUCAGAUUGCGAAUAGUCGAUCAAUGGUGCAGCUCGUGAAUGAAGACGCAAUGAAAACUAAAACCGAGUUGGAUCUGACUGUUGCAAAAGCAGAACUCCUUCUCCGAGAAUACGAAAAAUUGAAAAUGGAAACUCACGGACGAGAAUUAUAA
This is a messenger RNA of Caenorhabditis sp. 36 PRJEB53466, 1625 nucleotides long. The record is from the annotation of a GenBank genome assembly. Lineage: Eukaryota; Metazoa; Nematoda; Chromadorea; Rhabditida; Rhabditidae.